AGAGCGCAUUUGCUGAGUUUACAUCUAAACCUUUGAGAAGUGAUUCACAACAGCAACUGAUGAAUAUCUGUUAUUCCUAUGCGAACAGUAAAUGACAAACUUCCACUUGGUGUUUCUCGACGAUACAGUGCAGAUGAGACACGCACAACUCACCCAGUGCCUCGUCGCUUAUCUCAGGAGACAGAAAAGAAGCAUCUACACACACUAAAAAGUUUCAACUCGCUCCCAAAACACAUGCUACCUCAAACCAAUCCUGUGCUGGAGCGGAGAAAUAGACCUACUGAGGCUUUACCUAUAUUUUCCAAAAAGCUUUCAUCUGGAGGACAAAAUAGUAUCUUCAUUGAUGAAUCACAUCAGUCUGCUGCUAAAAAAGAUGCCCUUUUACAAAAGCCCAGUUCUUACCAUAAACAGAGAGAAUUUGCCUUAGCUUUUUCUAAGCAGCUUAAUGACCAUUUGAAGGUUGAGAGGGCUGUUACACAUUCAGGGAAAUCUCAGCAUCAGAAACCUCCAGGCUGUCCUGUGUCAGGGAGCUACAGUUCACCCGCUUCUCAGAACUCUCAGAGAGGACGUAAGAGCCCUAACAGUGUGGAUCAGCAAGGCCAACAGUCUGUUGAAAAGAUGGACAAUCUGCUCAAUGGGGACCACAACAUUUCUGUACUCAGCCCUGUUUCCUCGCGUGUGGGAGAACUCGAACCCCAGGCAUAUACACCAGGUAGCAAAUGUCUGUCCCUGAAGAGACGAAGGGAAUUCAGUGGAGAGAGAAGAAUGGAGUCCAAAAGAUUGUGUCAGGAGGAUGUUGAAGACAUGCCUAUUUCUAUCAGCAGCAGUUCUUCUUCUGGUUCAUCCGUUAUAAGCUCACCACCAAAGUAUAUCAGACGUGCCUUCUUAAAGAACAGUACCAACUCUGUUCUUACUAUAAAGGAAAAACCCUCUCCAACACAGAACAGCCAUAGUGAACAGACAAAGACUUCAAAUAUUAUAUGCAAAGAGCUCUUUAAAGAUCCAAGCAGAGAGCCAAAGUCAGAAAGUCAAAGACUUAAAACAGAAGCACCGUCUGCUAAAGUCCUCGGAACCAGUCAGGUGAAAGAGGAGAUGGGAAAGUUUAGUGAAAGCGAAAGCCCUGGAGUUAGCACACACCUUCCUCACCCAUGCAGUUCACCUUACAACAACAACAGUUACAGUGAUGGAGGUUCAACUACCUCUUCACACUUCAGUUCUUCGCCGGGCUUUAUGGACACGUCUUCUCCGAAACCCUUCAAACAUACCCAACUCGGCUCUCCAGGGUCAAAGAAAAGUGAAGGACAGACCAAAAAACAUGAUCCAAUGCCAACUCCAAAGGCCAGGCAUGAUGAUGAGAAAAAGAAAUGCCUAGUGUGGAAGGAUCCUUUUGAUCUGGAUGAGGAUGUGGAUGAUUGUGCUCUGAGUUUGAGCAGUAGUACUAGCACUGAAGAGGAGCAGCUGCUGUCUUUGAAGGAGAUUCUGGAGCGUAGCAGCCGUGUGCCUGACACUCCAGACAAGAUGGCAUUCUCAGAGCCCAGCACUCCGCUUACCAAAGUUUCUCCAGAGGACCUAAAAACUAAAGCUGUAACUUACAAGAACACCCUGGACCAAAUGCUGAAGGAGAAAGAGCAGAAUCAAAAGUCUAAAGAACUUGAAAUGCAGUUGCUUCAGACUUGUAAAGAAGACCUGUUAAAAUUGGAUGAAGAAAAUGAAAGUGCAGAAGACUUGCUUUCUCAUGAACAAAGGGAAUUCCUACAAAAAUUCUCAGUUACGUCAUGUGCUAUCAGAGACAUCCACCCUGGAGAGGAAAUGUUUAUGCUGACCAACUUCGGUCGCCUUUUUAACCAUGAGAGUCUGGACCUGAGAAAGCUAGGUGUGAUCCCUAACAACAUAGCCCAGCAGACCCUGCUUCAAGCGCGCUCAGAUCAGCUUCUAUUACUGCUUAGUGCAGGUUUGUUUAGGAGAGCCUACUUGUCUUCCCCCUGCCAGCGUCAGGUUACACACUGGCUUUUUCAGAUGAUGUCAGUCCAUCCAAACCCCGUCAUCUCAGCACAGAUUCUGCUGUCCAUGACCACUAUUGCCUUAUCUGCUGCUCAGCAAAUAGUGGAGAAACACAGUAAAAAGUUUGAAGUGUGGGUGCCCAGUAUAAAGGAUGUUGCACUAGUCUUCCUCAACAUGGGGGUAUCAUUUGUCAAUCUGUUUCCUUAUGAGGCUCUGCAACCCCCUUUUACAGAAGGAGAUCUGCUAGAGAGUUCAGAAAUCCAACCUGAUGAUGCUAGAGGUGAAAAGGAAGGAGUCUCAUUUCCCGAGCACAACUUUGAGAACGUUGUAAAGUACCUAGCGCUGUGCGCUGCCUUGUGUCCAAGGGCAUACACUGAUGAGGAGCUGCUGUUACUCCUGACUGUGAUAUGUAGAGUAAGUCUGGAGACGCGUUUACAGCUGAUGCCCACAGGAGACCUCACCCGCCUGCUGCAUCACAUUCUCAACAAUCUGUCAGACUGGGAAACUCAGUUGCCUGAGGUUUGCCAGGCCAUUACUGAUCUGAGUGAAGAUCAUCACAAUCUCAGGUGGCUGGUGCUACUUCUACCUCACAGUGGCAAGGGAAAGCAGUUGAGGAGACAUCUGAGUGUGGCAAUCAUCUCUAAGUUAUUAAAUCAAAGAUGCACUUACAAACCCUCGUGUUUGGAAUUCCAGCUGUCGGAUCUAAGAAUUUAUCUACCACGAAUGCGACCUUCCUUACUGCUGAAGAACUUCAUGACUGUAAAGACAACAGACCCACAGGAUGCUGAGGACUGUGCCACCACUCCAGAUCAGCAGGCCUAUUACCUCUGCUAUAGCCUUUUGGCGUUGACAAAUGAAGCCUCCAAUUUUGAGUUUUUACCCUCAAAGCAAAGAAAUGAACUGCGGUUGCUCUCUGCUGAACUGGAGAAGCACAUUAAGUGUGACAUCAGAGAAAGUGAGAAAAUGCUUUAUAGAAGCAAGGUAAAGGAUUUCGUUGCGAGAAUAUACACCAAGUGGCAGGUACUUCUCCAACGAUCAAGACCCGAGGAGGGGAAGCUGUAUGAUUACUGGAAACCUCUUCCUGAAGAUGAAAUUCCCAUUGAAGAAGAGGGGCUUUCCACUGAAAGUCCAAAGCGUACAGCUACACAGGUGCACCAGAGUGAGAAUUUCAACGAUGUCCUGUCAGAGGAGGAGGAAGAAAGGAUGGAGGAGAAAGGUGAUGUAUCAGUGGGGAGUAAGGAAGAGCCAGAGGACAGGGCGAGAGACAAUCAAGAAAAGAAUGAAGGCUUACAGGAAACAUCGGAAAAUGAAGUUGAAAAUGAAGGUCCUGACAAGUAUGAAGGACAGCUAGAUGACCAGCUAGGAGAAAGUUCUAAAGAAGGUGAUGUUGAUAACGAGCUUGUUGAGAGAAAUGAGGAGCUUCUACCAGACAAUGAGCCUUUGGAUAGAAAUGUAGAUCUUGUGGGGGGAGAAAAUGAGUAUGAGACACUGGGGUUUUUAAGUGAGGAUACAGACAUUAUAGAGUAAAGGAGUUAUGGAAAUCUCAGAUAAACAGAAUUUAGAGUUAUUUAUCUUUGUCUGUACGUUUUAUAUAUGUUGUAUGGGCGUAUCCACACUACAUCUGUUUAUAUUUGGUCCUCCGUAUGUAACUGUUUUACUUUGGAUUUGUGCUUUUUUAUAGGACAGCGUAAUAGAAAUUAAUUAAAGUGUAAAAAAUUUUUUAAAUAACCUUAUAUACAUUGCAUAGUUGCCCUAUUACUUUUCAGAUUGACUGUUCCAGCUGUUUUUUUUUGUUGCCUGGAUUAAGACACUGGUUUAGUAAGAGAGCCCUUAGAUUUUUAUCAUCUGUCAAAAAAACUGAUCUUGCUGUUAAUUGCUGAAAGAUUGAUUGACAGACUGGAUGCACCAACACAGCGAUAUGUAAAACAAGUUUAAACUCCUAAAUUACCACUUUGUAUUUAAAUUGGUGCGAAUCAGCACAAAACUCUCUAUUUAACCUGCACAGCCUUUAUAAAAUAAUUAGAAUUUUUUGGAGGUUAAAAUAGCAUAUUCAGUUUUUACUUUUUAUAUUGUGUAUACAAGAUAACCAGUUGUUAAUGACUAAAUACGGGUUCUAAAUUAAAACAUUUAAAAUGAUUAUAAUAGUAAUGAAUAUUACUAUUUUAAGUUCUUAUUAGUGUGUAGAUAGCGGUGUGUAUGUUUUUCUAAUUGAUUGUAUGUUCUUGUGAACGUCGUCUUAUUUUCAAGCACCUUGACAUAAUAUGCAUGAAGGCCCUUUCUGCCUUAACCUUCACUCAGUCACUUUACUGCAGACUUCCCAUUCAACCUUGUCUUUUUGUCUUUUAAAAAAUAUGCAGAGCACAUAUCUCUUAUGAACAGGAUUUCUAUUCUUUGAGCUGCUGAUAUAUUAGUUCAUAUUUUCUUGAUGUUUUACAUUACUAUUUUUGCCAGGGUAUUCAUAGACAGCUGGGAUUCCUUUUUUAAAUGGUAAACUGGUGAGAUGGUUCUGUCUACAUCACCUUCAUUUCCAGAUAAUUUAGCGGUUCUCUUCAGAACUAGAGCAACAAAUGAUUGAUACUGCCAGUGUAAGAUCUAAAACAUUACAGUACAUUUGAAGCACUUUUUCUGGCACAUUAUUUUAAAGCACUGUGGCCAAAUACUUUUUGUUUACAUUUAUUCCAGGCCAAUAUGCAAUUAAAGUGGAGUAAAUUUGCUGGCUUAAUAUUUUAUUGAGGAAGCUCUGAUGUUGCAUUAACCUCCUAUGGCUGAGAGUCCAGGAGAGCAUAUAUGUUGAGGACUUACUCUCAGGGUGAAACAGAUGGUCCUUGAUCAGUUGAUCUAUUCAUUGGGUUUGGAUAAGCUGUGGUGUCUCAUAAAAAAUUUAUGUUACCUGUCCCCUUAUUAGGAUGGUAGCUGUUGUGUUAGAAAAUAAUUGAAAUGUUUUUAUUUGGUAAAACUAGCUAAAGUCAAAUGUAAUUUUUUAUAAUAAAUACAUUUUAUAUGAAGCCUUUGGUAUAUUAUUGUUUAUAUUUUUAUUGCUACAAAAAAACAACAUUAAUAGUAUAGUUCUUUUUUUAACGGCAUGGUGAUGCAGCUGGUAAAGUGAGUGCUGCAUAAUAACAUGGGUUAUAAGAACUCCGGGUCGAUUUCAACCUCUGGCCACUGCCUAUGAGGAGUUUGACAUCCAUGUGGAAUUCCUCUGCAUACUCCAGUUUUUCUCCCCCUCCCAAAAACAUGCUGAAGCUUCAUUGGCUACACUAAAUUACAUUUGGAUGGGAGUAAGUACGUAAAUUAAAGUGUGUGAGGCCUGUGAUGGAUUGGUGCCCUGUCCAGGGUGUUUUUUUGCCCAGCGCCUAAUAUUUCUGGGUGUCAUGAGACGAACUGCAACCCCAAGCAGGAAUAAGCUGUUAGUAAGAAUAAUUGAAGUUACAAUGGAUGUGAAAAGUCUACACACCCAUGUUACAAUGUCAGGUUUUUUGAGAUGUCAAAAAUGUGACCAAGAUGAUUCAUUUUCCACCUUUAAGUUUUUCCACUUUUAAUGAUGAUAGAUUUAUCCUGAGGAAAGAUUUUGAUGUGACCUUUAAUCUGUACAAUUCAAUUGAAAAACAAACUAAAAUCUUUUACAUUAUCUUACAAGAAUGUAUAAUAAUGACUUGGCAAACUUUGCCCACUUUGUUUGGACAAAUUGUUUUUGCUUGUAAUUUGUCAGACUGUGAGGGCAUCUCCUGUGCACAUCCUUCAGUUUACUUUUCAUCUUUAGGUCACCACAUAGAUUUUCAGUUAGAUUUAGGUCUGGACUCUGGCCUGGGCGAUUUCAAAUUUGAUCAUCUUCUGGUGGAGCCAUUCUGUUGCUGAUAUGAGUUAUGCUUUGGGUCAUUCACUGUUCCAUAUUUAGUGGCCCUGACCCUCUGUAGUGUGUUCCAUGGUAUAUGUAAUGCCCUGAAAUCUUUUUGUACUCUUGUGAGAGCCUUUGAUACUUUGUAAGCUUUUUGCAGAUCUUUUGCUGUAAGAUGCAACUAAGUAAUGUCAGGAAAAUCAAAACUAAACUUUAUAUGGGGUUAAUCAGAGUUCUUUUAAUUGAUGGCAGUUACUGACGACUAUUUAAUAUGAGUUUAAAUGUGAUUGGUUCAUUCUGAACACAACCACAUCCCUAAUUAUAAGAGGAUGUGCACACUUAUGCGACCCCAUUAUUUUAGUUUUUACUUUCUAAACCAUUUACCUAAACCAUUUGUUUUUAAAUUGAAUGGCACAGAUUAUAGGUCACAUGAAAGUAAAUAUUAAACAUUCUUGGUCUUUUUGGUCAGUUCAGCAGCUGAACAGUAUGUUAAUGAUUGUAAUUUCAUAUUCAAACUAGUCAGUAAUGAGCACACUGGAUUAUAAAUAUAAUAUCGAAAGAUGUAACUGUGUCACAUGUUUAAAUUUAUUUUUCUAUAUUUGUUUUUAUACUUAUGUUAAAUGUAUUGCACUGUAUAUGAUUGAAUGUACUUAUUAUAUUGCUUAUAAACUUCUAUAAUUCAAGGACCCAAAUGUUUAUAGAUGGCAACAGCACAAAAUGCCAUAUCGUUAAAAAGGUGAUCUGUAAAUUUUAAAUGAAAAAAAUAAAUGUUUGUAUUGAUUUGUA
Molecule: messenger RNA, 6622 nt
Organism: Trichomycterus rosablanca
Lineage: Eukaryota; Metazoa; Chordata; Actinopteri; Siluriformes; Trichomycteridae
Gene: slf2
Product: SMC5-SMC6 complex localization factor 2
Exons: 20
Coding region: 79-3528 (1149 amino acids)
Source: RefSeq, a predicted model, not a curated record